AGGCCUGUUGGUCCACGGUCGCCCAAAUCAUUUUGGCCAAUCAGAACACUGAUCUUGAAUCAGGGGAGAGGAUAGGCUAUAGUAAGUGGUGGUGAUCUCCCUUUCUGAUUUGAACUUGUUUAACAAGGGUUUUCAGAGAGUCCAGAGAAUUUUAUUCUCGACAGUAUUUUAUACUGACCAAAGCUUACAUACUAUAAAACAGCUGUUGUUGACCAGAGACUACGUUGCAGUUUAAGAGAACCGCGUUGCGUGACAUUUAAUCGUUUGAAAGUGCUCGUUUAGAAUUUGUAAUUUGAUUUCGCGACGUUACCUAUUUAAAAACUGAACGUUGUUAACUUAAACUUGUUUGGAAAAUCCAGGUUCGGAUUGUAUUUGAAUUCGGGCGUUUGUUUGUUGUCGUGUUGUAUUUUGAGUUUUUAAACUUCCACAGGGUUCGCGGAACGAUGUCCUUUGCCGGGAAGCCUUUUGUUUAUUCUGUUUCAGGUGAAGAACUAGUCCAAAUAAUUAGACGGACGAUUGAACUUUACCAAUACGCAACACUUAACAUCAAACAGCGUACUCUAACCCUUAACACCUAACAAAUAACAACUUACGCAACGCCUUAUUAUCCUAUAUAUUUCUUUAGUAUCGGGGGCUGUCGCCCCCAAACCCCCGCUUUGUCGAUGGUUGUAAACAACUGCGUACCGGUAAAGUUCAAUCUAGCCCUGCUGUGUUUGUUGCUGCCUUUGGAAAAAAGGUGCAAAGUAUGUGUCUGACCGGAAGGGCUUUAGAAAGCUGCUGCAUCAAGAGCUGAUGUCAGGUUGUUACGACAUACUGUACCUGCAUCUUGGCUCUAACGAUGUUUGCUGCAAGGAUAGCGAUUUCUACCGUUGUGUGACAGAGAUCCUUGAUGUUGUAUUCAGUGUGUGCACUGAAAUACACGUGGUGCUUUGCGAGAUUCUUCCACGCGAUUUUGAUGUGAGAAUGUUUCCCCGAUGGCCACUCUCAGGGGCACAGUUGAGGAACUACUGCCAGUGGAUAAGGAGCGCAAACAGCAUGCUGUGGGAACUGAGUCACCAUGUGCCUUCUGUGAGAUACAUGGACUAUGGAGCAACUAAACAGAAGUCCCUGUACUUGACCCAUGAUGGACUACAUCUGAGUGCUGAAGGGGCUAGGAGGUGUUUAGCAUCCAUACAGGACGACCUGCCAAACCAGCUGUGUGUGGAGGCUGCUGUUCAAGAUCCUACAGAAUGGCCAGCUCUCUCAGCCACGGAAGUACCGGUUCAGGAGCAUGACAGCACCAUAGCACUCUUUUCGGAUAUUGUGCAGACUGGAGCUCAACCAGAGAUUCAAGACAAGGUGGAUGCAAGUGAAGUACCAGUUCCCAGGGACAUUAAGUCUCAGACACAUAAAAUAACUGUUGUCACAGCCAGAGCUAAGAGGUCUGCAACCAGAAAUACCAAAAGAUAUGGAAAGAAGUUGGCAAAGAAAUGCCACACAAGGUCAUGCUGCAGUGGAUUUGUUUACCUUGACAUUACUGAAGAUGUGGCUGUUUUCCUGCCUGCAUACAAGUUGAAUGGCUUAUGCUUGAAAGGCAAGAAGAUGGAAGUCAAGACUGGUAAGGUUAAAAGGGAGAAACCUACCAUGACGAAAAAGAAGAACAAACAGGUCCCUUGCUACAAUUGCCCAAACUGCAGGGUGUGCUGUUCAUCGGAAGAUGCCAUGCUCGACCAUUUUAUAAGGAAGCAUUCAUCGUGGAAAGUUGAUAGGCCUGACACACUUUACAAUCAGGAAGAUGAAAUCAACGUGCCAUCCAACAUCCAUUGCCACCGAGACACUGAAGAGACGCCCCAACAAGAUGACAAUGCCGCAAAUGAAGAUCAAGUCAAUGUGCCAUCCCACUUCUUUUUCCAACGAGACACUGACGAGACGCCCCAACAAGAUGUAGACACUUCACAGCUUCUUCUUAUUCUUUCAAAUGACGUUGAACUUAACCCUGGACCGACUUUCAGUUGCAAGUGGACAUCAUGCUUCAAGAAAUUUAUUAAUUAUGGUGAACUUAGUGCCCAUAUAGUAUGUCACAUAGAGGGAACAAAUAGAUGCCAAUGGGAAGACUGCCAUGAAUGUUUUUCAGCUGUUAGAAGAUUUGAGCUGCAUCUUUUGAGACAUUUGUAUGAUAACAGCGAGAUAUUCAAAACAAUCGAUGAAUGGAAAAACACGCUACCUGAUGGGAAGAUCAAUGAACAGAGAACAGAUCUGCAUAUGUGUCCACUUCAUCUGAGGUCCAAACUGAUGCUGCUCUUAUUUGAUGAAGAUUUCUCCAUUCCAACGGGUUAUUACACAAUAGAGGAACACUACAAAUACCUGGAAUUGCUAAAUAUUCCAGACAAUACCUGUCCCUGUGGAAGCGGUUGGCUCAAGCGAGAAGAUGACGAUAAUUACAGUGAAAAUGGACUGACCAUACACGAAAGACAAAGAACAUUAACUAUUUACACAAAUUUUGCACCUGUAAAAUGUGACAUUCAUAUACGUGAAUGCUAUAAUUCAAUUAGUAAGCCAUGCAGAAUUCUUUGGGAUGAAGGGGACUUAGAUUGUAUACAUGUAUUAAGUAGGGAUACAGCAGCAGGAGAUGAAAUAGGGUGGGAAUUUGUAUCUAUGGUUAUGAAUUCUAGUUGCACUUUUUCCUCUUACUGCCAGUUUAAAAAUGAGAUGUAUAAAACUCGCCACAAUAAGGCUAGGUUUAUGGAUCAAACAGUUUUUUUAAAUUUUUGGUUCAGUUGGGCUUCAAACAUGAAAAUAGAUUUCCGUAUACCCUGUGGUGUAUGUGGUUAUGGUCCUAAGAGAUUGUGCUGUGAUGGUACAAAAGUAGGGGUUGGAUUUCGGAAUUCAAAUUAUGAGGAAAUUACAGAAACAAACCAGGCUUUGGGCAUUAAUAAUACGCUGCAUCGUAGAAUGGAUAGAUGUUUUUUGAAAAAUUUGAAUGGAAUAGACAAACAAGAAAUGAUUAACCUUCGAACUACUUUAGAUUACAUUGCUCGGAAAGAACUGAAUGAAAUUAAAGAGAAUGAAAUUAUUCCAGAGAGGGAUUUAUUGGACCGUAUCGAGUUGUUAAAACAAGCACUGCCCUCUGAAGUUUUGGGUUCCUUCGAAAGAUUUUAUCAAAUGAGUGAUAAUGAACGAGUUGCAUAUUCAAAUGUUUUAAAAAUGCUAGCCACAACAGCGUCCAUUACAAGCCUGGUACCCCCUGCAUAUUGUUACAAAAUUCAACUAUUAUUAAAUAGCCCCAAUAUUGAAAAUGAUCGAUUUAAUAGUAUUGUUAAUGAAACUCGUUCGUUUGCACCUGAACUAAGAGAUUUAAUUUGCGAGUCUUUAAUAAGUAACAAUGAAAUAUUGCCCGAUGACAUUAGAUUAUUUUUGCAAUAUCUAAUUAAUGAAUCAAUGUCAUUGCAAGUUACUGAACCAGAACCACCUGUACCUCAACUGGGCACAUACAAUCCUGAAAAGUUUGGAAGGGCCUAUUAUUUUAAUGAAUCUGGGUUAAAGUUAAGAAGUGUAAGAAAGUUUUCCAUUGACAAUGAUAGCUGUGUUAAAAGAAAUAUAGACCAUGACGAUGCGACUUUAGAAUUUGAAAAAUGUCAAAAGCUUUAUUCUAAAGUUCAAACUUCUGCUCGAGGAACAUCAACAUUAUUUCUUUGGUUCUGUGCAGACCAUGGACAUUGCUAUGGUUUUCACAUGACUGGGGCAGAAGGAAGAAAAGAUCCCGCAUUAUCACUCUAUAGCUAUUUAGAAACCCCUCCACAAGACGUGUUUUAUGACUUUGCAUGUAAUUUACAAGAAUAUUGCCUAAACAGAGAAAGUGGAUACUAUAAAAAUGUACGUUUUUUUCAUGACAUUUUCCAUGGCUACUCCCACAAAUGUUCUAAUGCUUUUACAGCUAGCAGACUUCAAGGCUUUGAAUCUGUAAAUUCUGAAAUAUGUGAACAAUUCAACAGCUUUAUACAGUGCAUUAAAAGGUCGGCCCGUCAGAUGUCACAGUCACACUUUUGCUUUUACCUACAAUUCUUUUUAAAUGAAUGGAAUAAGAAGAAAAAGUUAUCAUAUGAAAAAAAGAUAAGAAUUGCUUUAGCUGGGUUAGUUUAAUUUGUGAUACUUAAAUGAUCUAUAAUUUUAAGUUCAUCUCAACUUUUAAUACUUAACUAUUGCAUCUUUUGAUGCUUUUUUUCUAUUUAAAGACUGGGCGAGUAAACACAUACUAUGUAUUAUUAUGCAAUAAUUGUUUUGUGUUUAUAUCUCAACUGAGCAUAAAGUGCUCAUUGUGAGCUAUUGU
Messenger RNA from Dreissena polymorpha, 4306 nucleotides. RefSeq lists its product as uncharacterized. The record is from RefSeq and is a predicted model, not a curated record. Lineage: Eukaryota; Metazoa; Mollusca; Bivalvia; Myida; Dreissenidae. The coding region runs from base 793 to 4119 and encodes 1108 amino acids. The transcript has 15 exons.